This is a messenger RNA of Caenorhabditis angaria, 765 nucleotides long. NCBI's taxonomy places the organism in Eukaryota, Metazoa, Nematoda, Chromadorea, Rhabditida, Rhabditidae. The record is from the annotation of a GenBank genome assembly.
AUGUUGGGAGCAUCGAGAAGAUUCAUCUCAACAACUUGCCGCUUGGCUUGUGAGGGCACCAAGUCAAAGGAAGUCCCAACACCGGAAGAAGCUGGCUGGGCUUAUAAUCACAUCGAAAGAAAGAAGGGAAUGUACAAACCACAACAUAGUAUCACUGAACAAAUCAACUAUAUGAAAAGUAAAUCAUAUGUUGAUGCCUACAAAGGUUUGCCAAUUUAUCGUUGGUAUAAGCGAAAUAUCAAAGGACAAUCCAAACUUCAACCACCGCCACGUCUUUUCUGCAUUGACAAACAUGGGCGAUUCAAUAAGAAUCAUGCUUGUCCAGUGUGCCGUGAUGAAUAUUUAUAUUUCGAUUAUCGAAAUCCAGGGCUCAUUGAGCAAUUUUUGGCGGAUGGAACUGAUCAACCAAUCGAUAUUUUGAAAAGUGGUUUGUGCAAGGAGCAAUAUAAUCAAUUGAAGGCGCAAUUGUUGAAGGCGAAAGAGCACGGAACUAUCACUUUUGGUAUCGAGUUUCGCAAUUUUGAUUAUCGUCAAUGGUAUAAAACAUGGACAAGUGAACCGGGACAACCUGUGAGUUGGAAAAAAUGCUGGUUUUCGAAAAAAAUAAUUUUUUUAUUGAAUUUUCAGGUCGAAAGAGCUGGUGUGCGCUUGCAAGAUAUUCAUCCAGAUCCACUUGUUCAAUUCCCAACUUUCAAAAAUGACAAAAACAAUGAUUGGGAUGAGUGGUGGAUUCGACACGACAAAUUUGCGAGAAAGGCAAAGUAG